Molecule: messenger RNA, 1080 nt
Organism: Ophidiomyces ophidiicola
Lineage: Eukaryota; Fungi; Ascomycota; Eurotiomycetes; Onygenales; Onygenaceae
Gene: LYS12
Product: homoisocitrate dehydrogenase
Exons: 4
Coding region: 1-1080 (359 amino acids)
Biological process (GO): isocitrate metabolic process; tricarboxylic acid cycle
Cellular component (GO): mitochondrion
Molecular function (GO): NAD binding; isocitrate dehydrogenase (NAD+) activity; magnesium ion binding
Source: RefSeq, a predicted model, not a curated record
AUGGCAGCUUCAAGAACUCUCAGGAUAGGUCUCAUUCCCGGUGAUGGUAUUGGCAGAGAGGUGAUUCCAGCUGGUCGUCGGCUGCUGGAAGCUCUCCCAGCUUCGCUUGGUCUUAAAUUUUCCUUCGUUGAUUUGGAUGCUGGCUUCGAAACCUUCAAGCGCACUAAGACCGCAUUACCCGACAAAACGGUGGAAACGCUGAAGAAGGAAUGCGAUGGUGCGCUUUUCGGAGCUGUUAGCUCCCCGACCUCCAAAGUAGCUGGAUACUCCUCCCCCAUCGUUGCUCUUCGCAAGCGUCUAGAUCUCUAUGCAAAUGUUCGACCGGUGAAGACCACACCGGGUGCCAAUAUUCCUGCGCCAAUUGACCUUGUGAUUGUCCGUGAAAACACAGAGGACCUCUACGUCAAGGACGAAAAGACAUUUGAGACUCCCGAGGGCAGGGUAGCAGAAGCUAUCAAGAGAAUAUCCGAACGUGCUUCCUCUCGCAUUGCUACUAUUGCCGGUGAGAUUGCGCUUCGCCGACAGGGUAUUCGCCAAGAAGGCCAGGCGGCCCCCCGUGUAGGCCCCAUGGUCACAAUUACCCACAAGAGUAACGUGCUUAGCCAGACCGAUGGACUAUUCCGUGAAGCUGCACGGAAGGCAUUAGCUCAGGAGAAGUUCUCCAGUAUCGACAUUGAAGAGCAAAUCGUCGACUCUAUGGUGUACAAGCUCUUCCGCCAGCCAUCGUACUACGAUGUGAUUGUUGCACCCAACUUGUACGGAGACAUUCUCUCUGAUGGGGCUGCUGCUCUUGUCGGCAGCUUGGGCCUAGUCCCCAGUGCCAAUGUUGGCGAUGGGUUUGCCAUCGGCGAGCCCUGCCAUGGUAGCGCUCCUGACAUCGAAGGCAAGGGCAUUGCCAAUCCCAUUGCGACGCUUCGCAGUGCAGGACUCAUGCUAGAGUUUCUGGGCGAACCGAAGGCGGCAGCGAAGAUUUAUGCUGCUGUUGAUGCAAACCUGGAUGAGGGGGAAUAUUUGUCCCCAGAUUUGGGUGGGAAAGCGACCACGGAACAAGUCCUUGAGGACGUUCUCAGACGCCUUUAA